Molecule: messenger RNA, 510 nt
Organism: Lotus japonicus
Lineage: Eukaryota; Viridiplantae; Streptophyta; Magnoliopsida; Fabales; Fabaceae
Exons: 3
Coding region: 1-510 (169 amino acids)
Molecular function (GO): RNA-DNA hybrid ribonuclease activity; nucleic acid binding
Source: RefSeq, a predicted model, not a curated record
AUGGAAUUUAAUGAAUGGCUGAAACAGGGAUUUCGUCAAAAUGAUGAACAUUGGGUUGCUGCUGUUAUACAGCACUUUGAGUGGUUGGAGGCGCAGGAACGACGAGGAGUGAUAAUUGAUGAUCAGCCAAGGGAUGUUAGAUGGGAAGCACCACCGCAAGGAGUUAUAAAGCUAAAUGUUGAUGCUGGUUGGACUGGAAGUAGUUCUACUGGUUUUGGUCUGGUUGCUAGAUCAGGAAGAGGUGAGUUUAUGACGGCAGCUACAAAAUUGGAACAUAAUCGACUGGACUCUCUCUUGGCUGAAGCUUAUGCGGUUCGCUGGGGUCUUCAAAUGGCUGCUGAAAUGGAAAUGGAAAAUGUGGUGAUAGAAUCUGAUUCAUUACCGAUAGCCAAUGGAGUGGCACAUGAAUUGGCUGCUAUAGCUUGUGAUUUUCCUUUUCAUGUUUGGUGGCAUGAUCCUCCACCUGUGGUUGCACAUGCCUUGUUUGUAGAUGCUACUUUCUUGGAUUAA